AUGGGAAAAUUUGAUCCAGACGAAUUGCCCUACUAUAACGCCCGCAAAGUGCGAAAAGUCGCUAUCGUGACUGGAGGAAACAGCGGGAUUGGAUGGUAUACGGUGCUGCAUCUGUACAUGCACGGGUUUGUUGUGUACGUGGCAGGCCGGAACUCGACGCGUGUGAACAAGGCAAUCAAACAAAUCAAACGAGAGGCCAGGCGGCGACGGCGCGUCAAGGAGGGUAAACGAGCGGCUACGGAGGCAGAUAGCAAAAUUAGUGCCAGUGUCAGUUCCACGGGACCGGUUUUUGGUGAGUUACACUAUCUGCCAAUGGAUUUGACGGACCUAAAGUCUGUGGAAAAGGGUUGCAAGCGGUUCAAGAGUCUGGAACCGCGACUAGACGUGCUGGUCAAUAACGCUGGAGUAAUGGCGCUACCAUACCUAGUGACGGCAGACGGGUUUGACGUUCAGCUGCAGACAAACUAUGUAGCACAUUUUCUGCUUACUAUGAGGUUGCUGCCCUGUAUCAAGCGCUGUAGCGGGCGCGUUGUGUCCGUAUCGUCCAUAGGACACAACCUGGAGUUCCGCUACUUUAGCUUGAACCGUACAUUCAACUACAAGCCCGAUAUGAUUUUCACUUGGAUGCGGUAUGCGAUUGCCAAGACUGCGUCGAUCCAGUUCACUAAGCUGCUUGCCAUCAAAAACCCGGAUAUUUUAUGUAUGGCCGUACAUCCGGGACUAGUCAUGAACACGAAUCUGUUUAGCUACUGGACGCGACUGCCGAUCGUGGGUAUUUUCUUCUGGCUGGUGUUCCAUUUAAUUGGCGUCUUCUUCGGCGUCUCGAACGAGCAAGGCGCCCAUUCCACGCUGAAAUGUGCGCUGUCGUUAGAUUUGGAACCAGAAAUGGACAAUGGGCGGUACUUCACCACGCAUGGUGUUGAAUCCAAGGCCAGCUACGUGGCCAGUAACUUAAAUGACGCUGCGUCAACUUGGAUAUGGACCAUGCAUGAGCUACGCGAUCGUGGUUUCGACGUAUAA
This is a messenger RNA of Lachancea mirantina, 1020 nucleotides long. NCBI's taxonomy places the organism in Eukaryota, Fungi, Ascomycota, Saccharomycetes, Saccharomycetales, Saccharomycetaceae. The record is from the annotation of a GenBank genome assembly.